GUAACACCUGUGGGGUGGGAGUAGUUAACAUCGUCUAUAAACGCUUAUAAGCAGGUUGAUCGGAAAAUUCAAUUAUUUAUAGCUCGAUAAUACUCACGAGACGUAUGUAGAUAGCUCUGUAGAUUUGAUAGAGAUUCAUGUGUUGUAACAAGUGGUUGACUUAGAAUUUUGAGGUGAAGUGCAUUAACAACAAAAAAGGAAAAAUGGUGUGCGGUCUAGGGGCAACUGCAGUGAAAAUAGUUUUGAUCAUUUUGGCAUUAUCUACUGCUGGAUUCCUUGUAGCAACAAUCGUUUUAGCUGUAGAGAAAGACAAUUGCUCUUCUUCAGAGGAAAAUUCAACCGUUGUACCACCAACCGAACCGCCUCCGACCAAAAUCAACUAUCGACUGCCAGGCAACAUUGCCCCCACUGCUUACUUCCUAUCACUUAGUACUGAAUCUGUCUAUUAUUAUCAAGUGACGAUCUUGUUUCUAGUCUUGGAGGAUACAAAUGAAAUAGUUCUACAUGCGAGUGCAGAUAUGGAAAUCAGAUUAACCAGUUUAUUCCGAAUUGAUCCAGAAGGAAUAAAUACAGUCCUCGAAGUAGCCAGCCCAGUCAGGGAUGCGGAAGGGGAGUUUUUGAUACUUCCAGUGAAGCAACUAUUAGUUGCAGGGAAUGACUAUCGCCUUACCAUCUCAUAUACUCCCAGUUUUGACACUCAAUUCGGAUUUUACUCAUACAAAACUGGCAAUAAGGAGUUCUUCACCACAAAUCUGCAACCUAUUUAUGCACGUCAUGCGUUUCCGUGUUUCGACGAGCCAUCUUUCAAAGCGAAGUUCAGCUUGGAUAUAUCUUCCUCGGAAGGGAAUCGAAUCCUUUCUAAUAUGGAAGUUAAAAUGAGCAAUAGUACCAAUCAGGGUGCAGUUCGUAGCACUUUUGAAGAAUCCGUGCCUAUGAGUCCCUACCAACUGGCCGUUUUUGUCUCUAAUUUCGAUAGCGUAACAGAAAUUGUUGAGCCUUUGAAUGGCGCGAAUUUUACAACGACCAUACACGCUGCCAAAGAGGAUAUAGGAAAAGUAAGGUUUGCAUCAGAAUUGGUUGGUCAGUUGAUGGAAUACUUCAUUGACUACUUUGAUGUGGAAUAUCCGUUGUCAAAAUUAGAUUUGGUUGCUGUUCCAGAAUAUUCUAGUCUUGGCGGAGGUGGUCUGGGACUCCUAUUAAUGAAGGACUCAUAUUUGCUUUACGACGAAACCGCUGAUACAUCCAAAGAUAAGCAAACUGUUGCACUCAACAUUGCCCGCGCGGUGGCUCAGUUGUGGAUGGGUGAUCUGGCAACACAGAAAUGGUGGACUGACUUAUGGCAAUAUGAAGGUAUCACUAUUUAUCUGGCAUACAAGGCUUUAGAUAGCAUUUUCCCUAAUUGGGGACUAAUGGAUCAGUUCCUUACGUCGGAGCUCUAUCAAGCUUUGGACGUUGACACGCGUCUAUAUUCAUAUUAUAUAGGGGAACCUAUCAACGCUCCUGAGGAUGUGCUCGAACGCUACGGAGUAUUCACUAGUAGCAAAAGUGCAGCAGUCAUUCGCAUGUUUGAAAAUAGGGUGGGAGAGGAAGUAUUCCGUAAUGCCACCAGGAAGUUUGUGAAGGAUACCAGUUAUUCUAAUGCCCCAUCCUAUGAAUUCGUAGAUAUGCUUGCGGAGUCUGCUAAUAGUACCGCUUUGAAGAGGGCUGUAGAUACAUACGUUACACAGAUAGGGGCCCCUGUAUUAUCGGUGAAAAAACAACUCAAUCAAAAUUAUACUGGCUACGUAGUAAUACAGGAACAGUUUCCUGCUAACUCGUCAAAUCAGCGAGCCAACUAUUAUAGCAAAGGAACUCGGUGGUUUGUUCCUAUGACAUUUGGUUAUAUGAACGAAACUAAUUUCACAAUAACUCGUCGAAGUUGGUACAGUGAAACCACUGAUACUUACGUUAUCGGUAUUGAUAAGGAAUCAAAAUGGAUGAAAUUUAACAUGGAACAGAAAGGUUACUAUCAUGUAAACUAUGAUGACAGUUGUUGGAAAGAUUUGGAAACUGCUUUGCAAGCGGACUUAGAGGUGAUGUCUUCCGCUGAUCGUGCCAAUCUUCUUUAUGAUUCCUUCUCAUUCGCUGAGGUAGAACCCGACAUCGAUUACGAUAACUCUCUCAACUUCCUGAAGUUGCUCGAAAAUGAGCUUGAUUUUGCGCCAUGGUUUGUUGGAUCAUCAUCGUUGACAAAAUUGAGGACACGACUUCGUGAGGCAAACUUCAUCAACAAAUUCGAUGAGUUCCUUCAAAGCCUUGUAGAAGCUGCAUAUACCAACGUAGGAUGGACCCCAGAUGAGGACCACUUGAAAAAUCUGUUGCGAAUGCUCAUUCUGGAAACUGCAUGCAAAUUCGACUAUGAGCCAUGUUUGAGUGAUGCAAAAAAGCAGUUCGACUCUUGGAAUUACAGCAAAACUAAUAAGCCGCAGCCAGAUAUUCGUCAGAUUGUGUAUUCGUUCGGAAUUGCUUCGAUGAAGGACGAAAGUAGCUGGGACCAAGCAUGGGCAGCCUAUAUAGCCGAGUCGGAUGUCAAAGAGAAAAGAAUGCUGCUGAAGGCCCUGGCUCAAGUGAAAUCAUCGAGUAUCCUGAGAAAAUACAUCAACUCAGCGUGGGAUUUAAAUAACGUAGCCCAGAAGGACUACUUCGUAUGUUUGAGGGCCAUGGUGGAGAACCCAGUUGGUGUUCCAAUAGUAUGGGGUUAUUUGCAAACGAAUUGGCCCGGUUUAGUUCAGCGAUUCGGCGUAGAGGACCUUCAGCUAAACGAAAUACUAUUACUUGUUGCUGAGCAAUUUUCCAAUCAGGAGAGGUUAUUUGAAUUGACCAGUUUCCUGAAUUUGCAUAAGGAUAUCCUCGGAUCAACGCGGGCCAAAGCCGUAAGUGUUGUUGCCAAGAACAUGCUAUGGGAGGCAAAGUAUAAGUCAGAUAUUGAGAUGUGGUUGUUGGUGAAUUUUAACAGAUAGUAUUCCGAAAAAUACUUACUAGACAAUAUGUUAAAUUUUCUAAAAGAUAUAGUAAAUGUUAUUUUGUAUAUUUUGCCUAAAAGUAAAAAAAAACUUUUCUUUGA
Molecule: messenger RNA, 3103 nt
Organism: Hermetia illucens (black soldier fly)
Lineage: Eukaryota; Metazoa; Arthropoda; Insecta; Diptera; Stratiomyidae
Product: glutamyl aminopeptidase-like
Exons: 13
Coding region: 204-2999 (931 amino acids)
Biological process (GO): proteolysis; peptide catabolic process
Cellular component (GO): cytoplasm
Molecular function (GO): metalloaminopeptidase activity; peptide binding; zinc ion binding
Source: RefSeq, a predicted model, not a curated record